Anopheles aquasalis is the source of this 797-nucleotide messenger RNA. It is a transcript of the gene p24-1, whose product is annotated as transmembrane emp24 domain-containing protein. NCBI's taxonomy places the organism in Eukaryota, Metazoa, Arthropoda, Insecta, Diptera, Culicidae. The record is from RefSeq and is a predicted model, not a curated record.
CAAACGCGUUGGCAUUUCGGUAAACGAAUCAGAACACUGGCAAAAGGGCAAAGGCAGAAGCGCAUCGGGGUCCACAGUUAGCGAGCAUAGCACAUAAUCGAACCGAACGAUGCACAAACCAAGGUCUGCUCAGCCAGCUGCCUUUUACUGGACGGUUCUGUUGAUGGUGUUUAGUCAGAAAAUAUGGUCAGUCAACAGCGUUGAGCUUACCUUUGAGCUACCUGACAACGCACGGGAAUGUUUCCACGAGGAAAUACAGAAACAACAGACAGCUACGCUCGAGUUCCAGGUGGUUAGCGGCGGUCGUUACGAUGUCGAUGUGACACUUGAAAGUCCCACCGGCGAAGAAAUUUAUCGGCAGAUAAAGACGCAGUUCGACUCGUAUCAGUUCACAGCCUCGGCGACUGGCAUCUACACGGCGUGCUUUAGCAAUGAGUUUUCGACGUUUUCCCAUAAGAUCGUGUACAUGGAUUUUCAAGUAGGCGAAGAACAACCAUUGCCCGGCAUCGAGGAGCACGCGACCGUCCUGACACAACUCGAAUCAUCCGCACAGGAAAUCCAUAAAGCUCUGAAUGCCAUCCUCGAUUACCAAACCCACCACCGAUUACGUGAAGCCCAAGGCCGAAAACGUGCGGAAGAUUUGAACGAACGUGUGCUCUGGUGGUCGCUCACUGAAACGGUCGCUAUUUUAGUGAUAGCUAUAGGACAAGUGCUCGUGCUGCGAAACUUCUUUUCCGAGAAAAAACCAAGUCAAAUGUCCUAUCAACUUAUGAAAUAAAGACCGAAUGUAUCUCCAA